CCAAUAGUACAAAAUCACAGUGACGUUAACUUCCAAAAACAACCAACUACCCUUCAAACCCCACGAAACUUCCAACAACCAAAGAUCCCAUUCCCACGCAACGCAACCUCCAUCCUCUCCAAACCGGUGCUCCUAUACCAUAACAUAUGCCCGAGAGAUAUCUGCGGCGGAGGGCUCAGGCCACUGGUGGACGGAAAAGCAAGCCGCCGAAGCCGUCGCCAUCCCCUCGGAGGAGGAGCCCGCCCCCUCGGAGAUCGGCGAAGCUGGCUUCCAAGUCCGUAAAGAUUUUGAAGCGAUGCUCUUCGGAACCGGUUCUUUGGAGUUCUCCCGUCGGUAUUAGCAGCAGCACCAGCGACGACGAUCGGAGUUUGAGAUCCGAGGGUGGUGCUGUUCUUGAUAGGCCUCACACAUUUACGGACAUGUGCGCGUCCUCGCCUUCGUUGUUUGGUCUCUCUCCGCAGGGGUACGAGAUCUUGCCCAUGUCAAAUCCCGUGAUUAGGUGUGUGCGUGACGUGUCUCCUGGAUACAAGAAAGAUGCAAAGGUGGUGGUUAAUGUGACAGUCGAAGGAAGUCCAGGACCACUGCGGGCCAUGGUUAAAUUAGGGGCAAGUGUGGAGGACACCAUCAAGCUUGUUGUUGACAAAUAUUGCGAAGAAGGCCGAACUCCAAAGCUUCACCGGGAUUUAGCAUCCUCAUUCGAAUUGCACGACUCCUAUUUCAGCCUUAAAAGUUUGGAUAAAUCAGAAUUGGUCGGGGAUGUUGGUAGCAGAAGCUUCUAUCUUCGAAAGAGUAGCAGUGGUCAUGGUAGUAAUGGAGCGUCUCCAUGCACUUCAGACAUUAAUGUUCCGGCAAGAGAAAGCUCUCCCCCACCCAUUCCACCUCCUGCAUUUUUCUUACUCCCAUCUUUCAUAGCUCGAAAGAUCAGUAAAUUUUUUAGAAGAACACGUAGGCUUUUGAAACUCUUUAUCUGCAUAUAAUGAUGCAUGACCCAAACACCACACCCAUCGUUAAUUACAUUACUGUUUUUUUCUUUCUGAAUCAGUUUUUCUUUCAUGCGUAAAGAAUGUACAGAAAUAUUACAAUACAAGAUUGAGCCUCGUUUGCUUUCUCAAUCA
Messenger RNA from Carya illinoinensis, 1115 nucleotides. RefSeq lists its product as uncharacterized. The coding region runs from base 147 to 977 and encodes 276 amino acids. The record is from RefSeq and is a predicted model, not a curated record. The transcript is spliced from 4 exons. NCBI's taxonomy places the organism in Eukaryota, Viridiplantae, Streptophyta, Magnoliopsida, Fagales, Juglandaceae.